UUCUCAAUACACACAUCUAAACUUCAACAUGAACCCUUUGAUCUUGGUCACCCUUUUGGUUGCGGCCGCUUCGGCAGCACCUACCAAUUUGGUCAAUCCCGCCGUGCCAUGCGCUCACGGAGUUGCCGCUGUGGCUUACGCCGCUGCACCAGUCCCGGCUGCCCUGACAUACGCCGUCCCUGAGCCCGUACAGGUUGCUGUUCAACCCCAAAUCACAUACGACUUCCCAGCACCAGUGUCAGCUCCUGCUCCUGCCCCAGUUGCAAUUGCUGCUCCAGUUGCCGUAGCUGCACCUGCACCCGUUAAAGUUGAGUAUGACUUCCCUGCUCCCGUUUCUGCUCCAGUCCCAGCUCCCGUCGCUGUUGCUGCCCCAGCACCACUCACUUACGCUGUUCCAGCACCAGUCCAGGUUGCAGCUCCAGCUCCAGUUCAGGUCGCUGUCGCACCAGUUCAUGUUGUCCCACACGCCUUUGAGACCCGCGUCCACUACGCCGAGACUCCCGUUGUCGUCGGACAAACUGCCCACAUCAUGAAGCCCAACUUGGGAGCUGGUGCCCAUGUCACCAACUAUGACUUUAUGGGACUCGCUCAGACCAAAGGAGCCGCCCAGGAAUCCUACGUCCAGAAAUCGAAAGUCUUGGCCCCGGCUCGCAGCGUCUCCGAGAUUACUCCACAGGUGACCGUCCAGCACCCGACCAAAGUCAACGUGGAAAAAGUGGCCGUCGAUGUGCCCGUAGCCGCUCCCUACGCUCAGCCUGUCCCUGUUCCAGUGGCUCCUCAAUACGAAAUCCACCAAUACCAUCACGCCGUUGCCACUCCCGCUGUCCAUAUGGUCAACGGUGUUCCAUGCGCGGAACACAAGAAGACCUAUUAAUUUUCCUUUUUUGUAAACACGUCUAUAAUUGACUCUUUAAAUCUCGUGAACGAUUUCAAUGGAAUAUGUUAUGUUAACACCGGAAUACACGAAUCUCGAAUG
Messenger RNA from Daphnia carinata, 976 nucleotides. Its product is annotated as calphotin-like. The record is from RefSeq and is a predicted model, not a curated record. NCBI's taxonomy places the organism in Eukaryota, Metazoa, Arthropoda, Branchiopoda, Diplostraca, Daphniidae. Bases 29 to 874 code for a protein of 281 amino acids. The transcript has 3 exons.